This is a messenger RNA of Naegleria gruberi, 1377 nucleotides long. RefSeq lists its product as uncharacterized. Gene Ontology annotation, biological process: phytochelatin biosynthetic process; detoxification of copper ion; cellular detoxification of cadmium ion. Lineage: Eukaryota; Heterolobosea; Eutetramitea; Acrasida; Naegleriidae. The record is from RefSeq and is a predicted model, not a curated record. The coding region runs from base 1 to 1377 and encodes 458 amino acids. The transcript is spliced from 3 exons. Gene Ontology annotation, molecular function: metal ion binding; glutathione gamma-glutamylcysteinyltransferase activity.
AUGAGCGCACAAUGUGGAUCGUCAUGUAAGAAAAAGGGUUGUUCAUCAUCAUUAUCUCCUUCAACAACAACUUUAUCAUUAAAUACAACAACAUCUUCAUCAUUAGUAUUAUCGGAUUCAAAACAAUCGGAAAAGAGAGAACAAGGCUUUUAUCAAAGAGAAUUACCUUCGCAUUUGGUCGCCUUUUCCUCACUCGAAGGAAGGAAAUUAUUUUCCCAGAGUUUGAUGGAAGGAAAUACUCAUUCGUUCUUUCCGCUAAUUGAACAAUUUCAUACACAAGCUGAGCCUUCUUAUUGUGGAUUGGGAACACUUGUAAAUGUUAUGAAUGCUUUGAAAAUUGAUCCGAAGAGAGUUUGGAAAUAUCCUUGGAGAUGGUUUACUGAGGAGUUUUUUGAUUGUUGUGUUCCAUUGGAAGUUGUAAAGAAGGAGGGAAUUACUUUGAGACAAUUUGCUUGUUUGGCUAAAUGUAAUGGAGCUGAUUGUCAUGUUUAUAGACCUCAGGAUUCUUCAUUGGAGGAAUUUAGGAAAUUCAUUAUUGAUUCAAUAGAAUCAAAUGAUUUGUCAAAAAUUGAUAAUGAUCCAUCAUUUAUUGUUGUGAGCUAUGAUCGAUCUACUUUGGGACAAACUGGAACUGGACAUUUUUCUCCUUUGGCUGCCUAUAAUGCAGAAAAUGAUAUGGUCCUAGUUCUAGAUGUUGCAAGAUUUAAAUAUCCACCUCAUUGGGUGAAACUUGAUUUAUUGUGGAAGGCAUUGUAUCCUAUAGAUUCUUCAACAGGAUUAUCUAGAGGAUUUGUUGUAAUUAAAAAAGAAGCAGUUAAAAAGCCAGAAAAUGCCAUUUGUUAUAGAGUUGUUGUCAAGGAAAAAUGGUCUGAAACUCUUGUCAAGUUGAUGACCCUCACUAGGAAUAUUACUGAGGUGUACUUUACCAAAAUGAAUCAGGUCAAUAAUGAAUCCCUCACUCAAACGAUUCUCUUUGAAAGUAUUGUCCAAGUACUGAGUCCUGUCAUCUUUGACUUGGUAGAGCCUUUAUUAAUCAACGAAGACAAAGAUAUUAAAUCUGAAGAGUAUGAAUUGAUUAAGACUUUAUGGAACGACAAGAUUACUACUAUAUAUACUAAUUUAAAGGAAUACCAAUUAUUUAGGGAAAUUAUGGAAUUUGAAAAGGAUAGAAACAAAUCCAUAGUGAUUGCAAUUCUGUUGAUCAGCAUGCCCAAUGAAUUAUUUGAGGACCUCAAUUUACGAGCAAUUAUUAGCAAGUUGAAGCAUCAAUUCGGAGACAUGUGCAUUUCACAAUGCUGCAGAACUGCUUUGGAAUCCAACAUUAGCCAAAUCACCAAACAAAUUCAAGCUCUUAUUGAAAUGAGCACUUGUCAAUAA